AUGGCUGAAACGACUGAAUCAGAGAUAAAACGGUCCGAUACCACGGCGACUGACAGCUCUGGCCAGUCUAUGCAAGAUGUCCAGCCAUCAUCUCCCACAAAUACCACAAUUUCCUCCAACCCAAACGCCUCGGAACAAGCAUCAAGUCAAUCCAGACCUGCAACGUCCGCGGGCAGAAGAAGAAAGGUUCCUGAUUCAGUCACUCCCAAUGCCUGCACGAAUUGCAAGAAGGCGAGGGCCAAAUGCGACGGCGUCAAGCCUGCCUGUCGACGCUGCGUGCAACGUCACGUCUCAGGAUCUUGUCAUUACGAGAUACAUGCCAAGACAGCAAAGGAGCAGAUGAUUCGAGAAAUUCAACGUCUGCAGCGGAAGAAUGAACACUUGGAAGAGGAGAAGGAUUCAUUAGGGGAAAAGAACAGCUGGAUCGAGAAAAUCAUAGCUUCACUCAAAGACGAUGGACAGGGUAUCGAGAUCAUUGGCAGAAUAAAGCGCGGCGAAUCUAAUCGAGCGAUUGCUGAGUGGCUUGGGCGGCCUUCGGUCGGAUCAGGUACCCAGGCACUGUCUCCCACAACCGAAUUUGAGAUCGGUCAAGCCAUCGAACAGUAUCAUCGAAACUUGGUCGAGAAUCAUGAUCCUCGCUUUUGGACCAACGUGUCCACGGAAGCGGAACUGAUCGAGCACCUGGUCAAGUUGUACUUUACCUGGAUACAUCCCGUUCAUAUGCUGUUCGACGAGGCGCACUUCACGUCAAGCUUCAGGGACUGUGCGGAUGUUUACUGUUCGUCAGCCUUGGUCAACAUCAUCUGUGCCAUGUCCUGUCAUCUUCUCCACGACACGGGGAGCGACGAUGAGCAAACAAAGUCUGGAAUCCAAUCUCUUCAGACACAGUUCAUCAAUGAAACAAAAUCUCUGAUGAAGCAUGCGGACUGUGCGAAGAUGACCUCGAUACAGACUUACGCAAUAAUGUUCCUCGUUGAACUUGGAUCCGGACACGGUCUCAUUGCUUCUUCGCACCUAAGGUUGGCUGUGGAAAGCUUGAUUGCCAAGCAAACAUCAGAGCAGUCUUCUGAAGCGGAGGAAGUGGCGGCAUGGGGGAUUCUGACCUUGCACACUGCAUGGUCAGGUCUGACCUAUCAAAAACCCAUCGCUCCUAUCUCGACGCGUGCCAACCCUUUUGCGAACAUUGCUGUAGACCUACUUGGAGGUAAAUGGAAUAUGCAUCAGCAACCUGGCGACAGUAAGCUGGAAACUGGGGAAGAGAACGCCGACGACCGACAGAGCUUCGCAGCCUUGACCGCUCGUGAACAUGCAAAGCUCUAUCGCAUCGUCCACGAAUGCAUUCUUGUCUACUGCGGCAAUCGUGGUAAGGUUUCGGCCAAUCCCGUAUUAGAUCUUUUCCAGCGGUUCUUUAUAUGGAAAGAUGAACUACCCCCAGUUCUUCGAAGCGUCGAGGGCCAACCGCUUCCUCAUGUUCUAUACUUACACCUUCAAUACCACACUGCUAUCAUUCAGCUGCUCCUGCCACUCCUGCAUCUCGAUCACUAUCAUCAGGAGUCAUACGAACAACUCGUACGAUUCGUCGUCGACCAUGCAAAAAUAGGCGUGCAACUUUUGAUCCAAUACAAAAACAUCUAUACCAACUAUUACCUCUCGCCACUUCAAAUUUUUUGUCUGGUUCACUUGUGCGAUGCGGUAGUGCGGUACGACGGUCAAGGUGAUACGACCCCUAGAACAGUGGAAUUUUGCCUCACCUCCCUCGAAGAAGCCAAGGUCGGCUACCCCGUUGCGGGGCCUUUGCAGAAGAUGUUCCGUCUCUCUCUCACUGAAUACGGUGUCCCUGUCCCCGACGAGCUCGAGUAUAUGAUGGGCGUAUCAGCACGCAUGGGGCCCGAGGAACUGCUGGAUGCGUGCACAAGAUCGACUUACAAACAGCCGAUCACGCAAUUCUUGCCCAACAUGGAGGCAGGAUUAGGACAAGAUUUUAUGAAUGAGUGGCAGCGUUUGACUGAGGGCACGUCUGCGGGACCGCCGCCUGGAGGAGAGUCUGGCUCUGGAUCAUCUGGAAGAGAGGGGAGGUUAAAGAUUGGCUCGUUGUUGAACAUGUGA
Molecule: messenger RNA, 2106 nt
Organism: Letharia columbiana
Lineage: Eukaryota; Fungi; Ascomycota; Lecanoromycetes; Lecanorales; Parmeliaceae
Exons: 4
Coding region: 1-2106 (701 amino acids)
Biological process (GO): DNA-templated transcription; regulation of DNA-templated transcription
Molecular function (GO): DNA-binding transcription factor activity, RNA polymerase II-specific; DNA binding; zinc ion binding
Source: RefSeq, a predicted model, not a curated record